Messenger RNA from Lichtheimia ornata, 957 nucleotides. RefSeq lists its product as uncharacterized. The transcript has 3 exons. Gene Ontology annotation, molecular function: RNA polymerase II cis-regulatory region sequence-specific DNA binding; DNA-binding transcription activator activity, RNA polymerase II-specific; zinc ion binding. The record is from RefSeq and is a predicted model, not a curated record. Gene Ontology annotation, biological process: regulation of transcription by RNA polymerase II. Gene Ontology annotation, cellular component: nucleus. NCBI's taxonomy places the organism in Eukaryota, Fungi, Mucoromycota, Mucoromycetes, Mucorales, Lichtheimiaceae. The coding region runs from base 1 to 957 and encodes 318 amino acids.
AUGUCCAACUACGACAACAAUGACUCGACAUGUCACUCUCCUUCAACCUCCCCAAUGAACGAAUCAGCUACAUCUGAUACGGCCGAUCAAUGUGUGCCAUCAGCUCCUUCAACUUCUUCUUUUGACGAUACAAAGAAUUCCCUCAAGCGUAAAGCACCGGAUGAUGAUGACGAAGAUGAUGAUGAUACAUGCACAUGCGAGUGGGCAGCAUGCGACGAGCAGUUCAGUACCUUGGACGACUUGGCACCUCAUUUGUUUAGAAAUCAUCUCAACAAUCGCCGUUCUAUUGAUUUCCAUUGUCGAUGGGGUUCAUGCACCGUAUCAGUGGAUGGUUCUGAAGAGCUACUUUCUCACUUGACAAACCAUUUGGGCCAACGUUUGAUCCACGGGUGUCGAUGGCUUAACUGCAACCGGCGAUUUGCAUCGUUUGACGAGUUGACGGGUCAUUUAUCGGAAGAGCAUGUGGGCGCUGGUCAAAGCAAAUACAGUUGCUUAUGGGAACGCUGUGAUCGUCAAGGCAAAGUCUUUACACAACGUCAAAAGGUCAUGAGACACAUUCAGACGCACACUGGUGACAAGCCUUAUGAAUGUACUAUUUGCAGAAAGCGCUUCUCGGAAUCCAACAUCAUGACACAGCACAUGCGUACUCAUACGGGUGAAAAGCCUUACAAGUGUCCCGAGUCAGGUUGCAACCGCCAAUUCUCUAUAUCAGGUGCAUUGACUAUUCAUCGUCGUGUCCAUUCGGGUGAACGUCCCUUCUCUUGCAAAUAUGAUGGAUGUAAUAAAAGAUUUGCUGAAAGCAGUAAUCUCACCAAACAUAUGCGGGUCCAUACUGGUGAACGUCCUUUCCGUUGCUCGGUGAUUCCUUGUGGAAAAGCAUUCUCAAGACCCGAUCAAGUAUCACGCCAUCUCAAGACGCAUGAGCGACAAGCAGCCAAGCGGAAUCAAUCCAAAUAA